Molecule: messenger RNA, 2337 nt
Organism: Naegleria gruberi
Lineage: Eukaryota; Heterolobosea; Eutetramitea; Acrasida; Naegleriidae
Exons: 1
Coding region: 1-2337 (778 amino acids)
Biological process (GO): protein phosphorylation
Molecular function (GO): ATP binding; protein kinase activity
Source: RefSeq, a predicted model, not a curated record
AUGUCUGUGAGGGCUAUAAUUAUGAAAGAAUGUAAAAUGGAACAAACUAAUAAUGUGUGGAUUGGAAGCGAAUCUAUAUUAGUGAGUGCAAUUUCACUUUCUAAUAAUUCAAGUAUUCAAGUUAUUGGAAAUAUUCAAGCCAAAUUUGAAUCUAUGAACUUUUCAGAUAAUGUUGAACCUCUCUCAUUCCAACAAGUCAACGAUUUAUCAAUUGAAAGCUGUAUAUUUGAAAGAAAUAGAAAUGCCCUGUCAAUUAAUAAUAAUGGAAAACAGAAACUUGAUAGUGAACGUAUUAGGAUCAUUGAAUGCACGUUUAGAGACAAUUGGUCUAAUCAAGGAGGUGCGCUCUAUUUGAAUGAAGCAAAACUUACAACUGCUAAUUGUCUAUUUAUCAAUAAUAAGGCAUCUAAUGGAGGUGCUAUUUAUUCUGAAAGGUCUUUUAUUACAGAUAGAUUUUCAAAAUUCAUUUCCAAUCAAGCUAUUGGAAACUUUGAAGGAUGUUUGAGUGUUAAGGAUUGUGGAAAUGGUGGUGCCAUUUAUUCCUCAAACAGCUUUUUCUACUUUUCAGGAUCUAAUUUUGAGUACAACUUGGCUGUUAAGGGAGGUGCUUGUUAUGGGGAAGUUAGAGUUUUUCAAACAAGUAAUAUUGGAAACGAUGCUACUUAUUCAGGGAAUUUCAUAUAUUUUCCACAGGAUAAUCGAUUUUUGAAAAGUUGUGUAGUUUCAUCUGAUGGUGCAUUAUCUGGACAGUGUGGUUCUAGUCACAUCCAACAAGUGUUGUGGAAAACGUCAAAUUCUAAAAGCAUUUAUUCUUCCACCAGCAAUACAAUUCCAAAACUAUCUCUCUAUCCAGGUCAGCAAAUAACAUUAGAAAUUAUUCAAAUAAUUGAUGAGUUCAACAAUACUCUUACAUCACUCCAAGCAUUACCUGUUGUUUCUUCCAUUAAUUCAAAAUCUUCGAUUAUUAUCAUGCACGAGAAGGAAGCCAACAAUACCAUUAUGAAUUUAUCAUUUGAAUGGUGUGAAGGAGAAAGCAAUUUUAAUAUUCAAGUUUCGUUAUCAGAAUUUCUCUACAACUUUGAAAUUGGAAUUAAUGUGGAGAAGUGCCCAUUCGAUUUUGGAUAUGAAGGUUUACCAACAAGUAGAGUUUGUAAAUUCAAGAAUUAUUCAGCCAUUGCUGUUUCAACAAUAUUUGGAGUGAUAUUGCUGUUAAUCUUAUUGGGAUUUGGAGCUUUUUUGACUACUCAGAUUGGAAAAAGAUUAUUUAGACUCCACAAAAAGGAUAAACGUGAAUCCCAAAUUGCUAAAAAGAUUAUUGACAAGAAGUUUGUAUUUGGAGAGAUUUCAACCCCGCUCUUGACAAAUAUUCAGACGAAAUCUUCCAAUAAUUUGUUAAUUCCAAUUGAAGAUAUUGAAAUAAGCAAGAGAAUUGGUGAAGGAAGUCAUGGUAGUGUAUACUUAGCUCAAUGGAAUGGUAUUAAUGUUGCUGUGAAGAGCUUGAAAACAGAUGAUGAAUUACUUGAGGAUGAAUUUGAGCAUGAAGCAAGUUUAUUGAAUAGUCUUAGACAUCCAGCUAUUGUUCGAUUAUUUGGAAUAUCUAUCAGCUCAAAUACAAGAUAUAUGGUUGUGGAAUAUUUGGAAAAUGGGAGUUUGGAAACUGCAAUUGCCAACUCUAAAUCAGGACGAAAAAAGUUGAAUUUAAAGGAAAAGAUUGAAAUUUUAUCGGGAGUAUCCAAAGGAAUGGACUAUUUACACUCAUUGAAGCCAUUAUCUUUAAUUCACAGAGAUCUUAAAUGUGGAAAUGUUUUGCUGGACGCCAAUUUGAAACCUAAAAUUUGUGAUUUUGGUUUGUCCAAGUUGACCUCAAAUAGUGGAAGUUUCUCAAUGACAAUGAAUUUAGGUACCAUUCUAUAUAUGGCUCCAGAAUUAAUUGGAAGUGGACAAGAAAUUGGAAAUGCACUCGAUGUGUACAGUUACAGUAUCAUUAUGUAUGAACUAUUCUUUGAGGAGAAACCAUUUUUUUCCAAUUCUCCUAAAAUUCACAAAUUUUCUCAAUCACCACAUCAAGAUUCACUUGCAUUAUCCGUUCCAGUGAUGGUGGUGAGGGGUGAACGUCCUAAAAUUCCCUGGAAUAACAAUGAAGAAUUGGAGGUGUGGUUGAGAGAGUUUAUUGAACCAUUUGAGAAGAAAAAUUCUCUAGAUCAUGAAACUGUUUGUAACGUGUGUAGUGAUUAUGUGGAAUUGAUGAAGCAAUGUUGGAAUUCCAUUCCAAGUAAGAGGCCUUCCUUCAGAGAAAUAACACAGUAUUUGGAAAAAAUUUAUUCAAAACUCAAAUAA